AUGCACUUCACUACCUUCCUCACUACCGUUGUCGCCGCUGGCAUGGCUUCUGCCACUACCUACAACGCUGCCGCUGUCAGCAGCAACAAGAACAUCAACAACUCCGCUCUCCAGGCCUCCAAGAGCGGCUUCGCUCUCAAGCUCAAGAGCCAGGGCGCCGUCUGCGACAGGGGCCUCACCGAGAACAAGGCCACAUUCAGCCUCAACAAGGAUGGCGAGCUCUACCUCUACACUUUCCAGAACUCCCAGGUUGCUUACGUCGACCGCUCCGGUAUGGGCCAGGGCAAGCUCGGCUACGCCACCAUUGCCGACAAGGGCCUCGUUAUCCCCAAGAACGGCGAGACAAAGGGCUGGAAGGUCGCUGCCAACGGUGACCUCACUUUCGCUGGCAAGGGCCUCAUCGCUUGCCCUUACGACGGUUCUUACACCCUCUGGGUCGAUGCUGGCGUCAAGAACCCUGGUGGCAACAGCAACUGCCAGGCUGUUACUAUUCGCGCCAAGAAGAAUGAUAAGGCCAUUACCUGUCAAUACUCCGUCUAA
This is a messenger RNA of Fusarium pseudograminearum CS3096, 540 nucleotides long. RefSeq lists its product as uncharacterized. The coding region runs from base 1 to 540 and encodes 179 amino acids. NCBI's taxonomy places the organism in Eukaryota, Fungi, Ascomycota, Sordariomycetes, Hypocreales, Nectriaceae. The record is from RefSeq and is a predicted model, not a curated record. The transcript has a single exon.